AUGAGAGUAGGUUCUGCCAGCAACCUGGCUGGUGGAACACCACCCCCUCCUGACACAGAGUUCCCCUAUUUCCUUGUGUACAGAUGGAAAUUCUGGCGUUUGGGGAUCUACAAGGCGCUUGCCCCGCUGCAGACUGCCUGGAAAGCCUUCUCGCGGCCCCUCCCAACCAGCUGCAGCGAACUUCUGACACAGCUGCUCCUGUGUGCUUCCCUGGCCAGCGUCAUCGCAGGCCUGCUUCAUCACUGGCUGGUCUCUUCACAGCUUUAUCCUCAGGGACCCCCUGCCCUGGUGACCACUGUCUGUGGGCUCCUGGUCUUCCUGAACCUGAGCCUGGUGCCCCCCAUCCGCUGCCUGUUUGCACUCAGUGUGCCUACCCUGGGCUCCGAGCAGGGCCGCCAGUUACUCCUGUCCUACAGUGUAGCCAACCUGGCUGUUGCCGUGGUGCCCAAUGUCUUAGCCAACCUGGGUGCAGCCGUACAAGUGCUGAGCUGUGUUACUGAGGGCUCGUUGGAGAGUCUGCUUAAUACCACUUACCAGCUGGGCCUGGCAUCCCAGGCGCUGGGCCCAGCAAGCCAAGCAGGCAGUCGGAGCCUGGCGUUUGAGGCACAGGGCAACAGCUCAGCCUUCCGCCUUCACAUGCAUAUGGCCGCUCAGCAGAUCCAGGAGGACUUCUCCGGCCUGGAAUUCCUGACCCAGGCAGCACUGGGGACUCAGCGGGUGGUCACCGGGCUGUUUAUGCUGGGCCUCCUAGGCGAGUCCGCCUGGUACCUUCACCGCUACCUCACUGACCUGCGCUUCGAUAAUAUCUAUGCCACCCGGCAGCUGGUUCAGCAGCUGGCCCAGGCUGGUGCCACACAUCUGCUGGCCUCUCCACCUCCCUGGCUGCUCCACGCAGCCCAGCCAAAGCUGUCGCAUGAGGAAUUGCUGAGCUGUCUUCUCAGGCUGGGGCUACUGGCACUGCUCCUAGUCGCUACAGCUGUGACAGCGGCCACAGACUAUGGGGCCUUCCUCUUGGCGCAGGCAGCUGUGACCUGGGCUCAGAAGUUGCCCACCAUCCCCGUAACUCUCACGGUCAAGUAUGACGCCUCAUAUAAACUCCUAGGUUUCAUCUUCUUCAUCCUCAACCAGCCUCCCGUGGAGAGCAAGUUUGCCUCAGCACAGCACUCCUUCCAGUGGGAGCUAUACUCCAUACCCCACGACUGCCACCUACCUCAGGCUCAACCGCCCCGAGUCAGGGCCGCACUGACCGCAGGUGCCCUGCAGCUGUUAGCAGGUGCCACCUUAUUGCUGCAGGCCUAUGCUUGGCGCCUGAGGCAUGCCAUCGCUGCCUCCUUCUUUCCUGUCCAGGAAGCCAGGAGAGUUAGCCACUUGCAGGGCCGGCUCCAGAGGAGACAAGAUCGGAGUGACCACCUAGACAAACAGGCCUGCGCCACGGGCACCUGGAGACCCAGGGAGCCCAAGCAGGGGACGAGAGCUCCAGAGUCACAGGGGCUUAAGUUGCUUGACUCCUCUUUGGUCUCCAUUUGA
This is a messenger RNA of Microtus oregoni (creeping vole), 1527 nucleotides long. RefSeq names its product osteoclast stimulatory transmembrane protein (gene Ocstamp). Lineage: Eukaryota; Metazoa; Chordata; Mammalia; Rodentia; Cricetidae. The record is from RefSeq and is a predicted model, not a curated record. Gene Ontology annotation, cellular component: membrane. Bases 1 to 1527 code for a protein of 508 amino acids. The transcript has 2 exons.